AUCCCAUUUUCAUUAUUCGCCCUUUCCUCCAUUAAUUCACACCUCUCUUUCUCUUCUUCUCAUACACUUCUCACAUUAUUCCAUCAUGUUCAUUAAAUACUCACCAGUUUUUCUAAAUCUCUUUACCAACUAUUUCCUGUUUUUCCCCUCUUCUUCUUCUUAUAUUAUUACCUCGGGCUGAAAUGACUUCUCAUUCCAGUACUAAAGAAGAAGCCCGUGACAUGAAGAACGAUGAAGACAACGAGCAACAGAAAGAAGAGCAAGGAGCAAGAAAGAAGCAAAAAAAAGUUUCAUUGCUAAAGCUGUUUGCAUUUGCAGAUUUAUAUGAUUAUGUUUUGAUGGGUUUGGGAUCAGUUGCUGCCAUUGCUCAUGGCGCUUCAGUCCCUGUUUUCUUUAUUUUCUUCGGGAAGAUGAUUAAUAUUAUUGGAUUAGCUUAUCUCUUUCCCCAACAAGCUUCUCACAGAGUUGCCAAGUACUCUUUGGAUUUUGUGUAUCUGAGUGUGGCCAUACUAUUUUCAUCAUGGAUAGAGGUAGCAUGCUGGAUGCAUACCGGAGAACGGCAGGCCACAAAGAUGAGAAUGGCAUAUUUAAGAUCAAUGUUAAAUCAAGACAUAAGCUUGUUUGAUACUGAAGCUUCCACUGGAGAGGUUAUUGCUGCUAUUACCAGUGAUAUUCUUGUGGUACAAGAUGCCAUUUCCGAAAAGGUAGGGAACUUCAUGCACUACAUGAGCAGAUUUCUUGCUGGGUUUACAAUUGGUUUCAUUAGAGUGUGGCAAAUCAGUUUGGUGACACUGUCGAUAGUACCUUUAAUUGCUCUUGCUGGUGGUAUCUACGCAUUUGUUUCAAUUGGCCUUAUUGCUAGAGUUCGUAAAGCUUACGUCAGGGCUGGUGAAAUCGCGGAGGAGGUGAUUGGAAAUGUCAGAACAGUUCAAGCGUUUGCCGCAGAAGAAAAGGCAGUAAGAUCAUAUAAAGAAGCUCUAAAGAAUACAUAUCAGUAUGGAAGAAAAGCAGGUUUAGCCAAGGGUCUAGGACUAGGGACCUUGCAUUGUGUACUUUUCCUGUCAUGGGCACUGCUUGUUUGGUUCACUAGCAUUGUUGUUCAUAAGAGCAUUGCCAACGGCGGUGAGUCCUUCACCACCAUGCUCAAUGUUGUUAUAGCUGGCCUGUCACUAGGACAGGCAGCACCAGAUAUUUCUUCAUUUGUCCGCGCUAUGGCGGCAGCCUACCCGAUCUUUGAGAUGAUAGAAAGGGACACAGUAAUGAAAUCCAACUCCGGCACUGGCCGAAAGCUACAUAAAUUGCAGGGCCACAUCGAAUUCAAGGAUAUCUGUUUUAGCUAUCCAUCUCGUCCCGAUGUAAUGAUCUUUGAUAAAUUAUGUCUUGAUAUCCCUUCUGGAAAGAUUGUAGCUCUCGUUGGCGGCAGUGGGUCUGGAAAGAGUACAGUUGUAUCUUUGAUUGAACGCUUCUAUGAGCCUAUAUCAGGACAAAUACUACUAGAUGGGAAUGAUAUCAAGGACCUUGAUCUCAAGUGGCUUAGGCAGCAGAUUGGACUGGUUAAUCAGGAGCCUGCCCUUUUCGCGACAAGCAUAAGGGAGAAUAUCCUCUAUGGAAAAGAAGAUGCAACACUUGAUGAGAUAACAAAUGCUGCUAAACUCUCAGAAGCUAUGUCUUUUAUUAACAACCUCCCUGACAAGUUUGACACUCAGGUGGGCGAGAGAGGAAUACAACUAUCAGGUGGACAAAAGCAACGGAUUGCAAUAUCACGAGCUAUAGUGAAAAAUCCUUCAAUCCUUUUGCUAGAUGAAGCUACAAGUGCACUAGAUGCUGAGUCAGAGAAGAGUGUGCAAGAGGCACUUGAUCGUGCCAUGGUGGGAAGAACAACAGUAGUGGUUGCCCAUCGGCUUUCUACCAUUAGGAAUGCCGAUAUGAUUGCUGUUGUUCAUGAAGGGAAAAUUGUGGAAAUUGGGAGCCAUGAUGAGCUCAUCUCAAACCCGAAUAGUGCUUAUUCAUCACUUGUUCAUCUACAGGAGACGGCAUCAUUGCAACGCCAAUCCUCACUGGGUCUUACCAUGGGACAGCCGUUGAGCGUAAGGUAUUCUCGAGAAUUAUCCCGCAGAAGAUCAAGUUUUGGCGCAAGCUUUCGUUCUGAAAAAGAUUCAGUUAGUCGUGCUGGUGCUGAUGCAAUGGAGCCCAUGAAGACAAAACAGGUGUCAGCAAAAAGACUGUAUUCAAUGGUUGGCCCAGAUUGGAUUUAUGGGGUAGUGGGCACCAUUUCUGCAUUUAUGGCUGGAUCGCAGAUGCCUCUCUUCGCACUUGGAGUCUCUCAAGCUCUUGUUGCCUAUUACAUGGACUGGGACACUACUCGCCAUGAGAUAAAAAAGAUUUCAAUCCUGUUCAUUUGUGGUGCAGUAGUAUCUGUCAUUGUCUUUUCCAUUGAGCAUCUAUCCUUUGGAAUCAUGGGGGAGCGGCUCACUUUUCGUGUGAGAGAAAGGAUGUUUUCUGCGAUUUUGAGGAAUGAAAUUGGAUGGUUUGAUGACUUGAACAACACAAGUGCUAUGCUCGCAUCACGCCUGGAGUCUGAUGCAACCUUGUUACGAAACUUAGUUGUUGAUCGCACAACAAUUCUCUUACAGAAUGUAGGUCUUGUUGUCACCUCAUUUAUCAUUGCCUUCCUCUUAAACUGGAGAAUCACACUUGUUGUCAUUGCCACUUAUCCACUGAUCAUCAGUGGUCACUUCAGCGAGAAACUCUUCAUGAAAGGCUAUGGUGGAAACUUGAGCAAAGCAUAUCUAAAGGCCAACAUGCUUGCUGGUGAGGCUGUGAGCAAUAUGCGCACUGUUGCAGCUUUUUGUGCAGAAGAAAAGGUCCUCGACCUUUAUUCCCGUGAGCUUGUGGAACCUUCAAAGCGCUCCUUCACUCGCGGUCAAAUUGCUGGCAUAUUCUAUGGUGUAUCCCAGUUCUUUAUCUUCUCAUCUUAUGGCCUUGCCUUAUGGUAUGGUUCUGUUUUGAUGGAGAAGGAGCUUGCAGGCUUUAAAUCUGUGAUGAAGUCAUUUAUGGUUUUGAUUGUAACUGCGUUAGCCAUGGGUGAAACUCUGGCUAUGGCUCCUGAUCUUCUGAAAGGGAACCAGAUGGUGGCAUCUGUCUUCGAACUGCUAGACCGCAAGACGAAUAUAAUAGGGGAUACUGGGGAAGAACUAAAAAAUGUGGAGGGUAAUAUUGAGCUAAUUGGUGUAGAGUUUAGCUAUCCAUCAAGGCCUGAUGUAUCAAUUUUCAAGGACUUCGAUCUAAGAGUACGUUCAGGCAAGAGUGUGGCUUUAGUUGGGCAAAGUGGUUCUGGUAAAAGCUCUGUUCUUUCACUUAUACUGCGUUUCUAUGAUCCAACAGCAGGAAGAGUGAUGAUUGAUGGCAUAGAUAUAAAGAAACUCAAGCUGAAAUCUCUCAGAAAACACAUUGGACUAGUACAACAAGAGCCAGCUCUUUUCGCGACAUCGAUCUACGAAAACAUCUUAUAUGGCAAAGGAGGAGCUUCUGAAGGAGAAGUGAUUGAAGCAGCCAAACUUGCAAAUGCUCAUAGUUUCAUCAGUUCUCUUCCUGAGGGCUACUCAACCAAAGUUGGGGAGCGAGGGGUACAACUAUCUGGAGGUCAGAAGCAACGAGUGGCUAUUGCCCGAGCAGUUCUGAAGAACCCAGAAAUCUUGCUGUUAGAUGAAGCUACUAGUGCUCUAGACGUAGAGUCGGAACGUAUUGUGCAACAAGCACUAGACAGAUUGAUGAGGAACCGAACAACAGUCAUGGUGGCUCAUAGAUUAUCAACUAUACAAAAUGCAGACCAAAUAUCAGUGAUACAAGAUGGGAAAAUUAUAGAGCAAGGCACUCAUUCAAGUCUUCUAGAGAACAAACAAGGGCCAUAUUUUAAGUUAAUCAAUCUGCAGCAGCAACAAGGACAACAAUAGCAUUUGUAACAACAGGAAAGAAAUAGGUUACUAUAAUCACACACAAGAUAUACGAAUAUAUUUAUAUACUUAUAUUUAUAUUCGUUAAUAAUAAACAGAUAUUGCUCGCAUAUUAACAA
Ricinus communis (castor bean) is the source of this 4072-nucleotide messenger RNA. RefSeq names its product ABC transporter B family member 2. Gene Ontology annotation, molecular function: ATP hydrolysis activity; ATP binding; ABC-type transporter activity. The record is from RefSeq and is a predicted model, not a curated record. Gene Ontology annotation, cellular component: membrane. The transcript is spliced from 12 exons. Gene Ontology annotation, biological process: transmembrane transport. The coding region runs from base 183 to 3953 and encodes 1256 amino acids. Lineage: Eukaryota; Viridiplantae; Streptophyta; Magnoliopsida; Malpighiales; Euphorbiaceae.